ACAAAAGUCAGUCACAGGUUAUAUAUAUAAAAAUAUAAGUUAUGAAAGAUCAGAUCAGCGGAAGCAAAGUUGGGAGAAGUUUUCCUGUUUUCAAGUGAAAUAGGCUGAGUCCCAAAUAACUAUCUUCCCCUCAGAUACUAGAAAUGGAUGCUGAGACAGUGGUGCAUACUGGAGGUUGCCAUUGCAAGAGUGUGAGGUGGAAAGUGGUUGCUCCUUCAAGUGUUGUUGCAUUGGACUGCAACUGCUCUGACUGCUCCAUGAGAGGCAAUACUCAUUUUGUUGUGCCUGCUGUCAAUUUUCAGCUUUUAGGGGAAUCUUCCAAGUUUAUUACAACUUAUACCUUCGGCACUCACACUGCAAAGCACACAUUCUGCAAGAUCUGCGGUAUAAGCUCGUUCUAUCAUCCGCGGUCGAACCCGGAUGGUGUUGCGGUUACUUUCAGGUGUGUGGACCCUGGAACAUUGACACACAUUGAAAUAAGGAAGGCUGAUGGCAAGAACUGGGAGAGCUGGUUUAAUCAGUCAGACAUCUCUUCAUUUUCAAAGGUUCAGAAGUAACUCCCUACAAGAACUGGGACAUAGAUGAGAUCAAUAGGGGAGUGGAUCCUCUCCAGUGAAAAAAAUAUUAAAUGGUAUGCAAUGUUUAAUCUAAUCACACUGGAUUCUGUCAAGUGUUAAAAAAACUGGAAGAUAUUUUUCCUUCCACUUCUUUUAUGCUUUUGCAUUACUGUAUGUAAGUGCCCGCAGAUACUUGAACAUUAUGAAUAUCUGGGUGUGGAUUUGGCAUCCCAAACCAACAUGCUCACAAUUGACC
This is a messenger RNA of Arachis duranensis, 813 nucleotides long. RefSeq lists its product as uncharacterized. Bases 144 to 557 code for a protein of 137 amino acids. The record is from RefSeq and is a predicted model, not a curated record. Lineage: Eukaryota; Viridiplantae; Streptophyta; Magnoliopsida; Fabales; Fabaceae. The transcript is spliced from 2 exons. Gene Ontology annotation, molecular function: carbon-sulfur lyase activity.